AAAUGGAUUGUCAUGCCUGAGGUGGAAUAGUAUUUAUUUAUUUAUUUAUUUAGAAGUUUUAUAUACCGGUCUUCUCACCUCCAAGGAGGGACUCAGGCCAGUUCACAACAUGUGUUCAUAUACAGUAAUAUACAAAACAGCACAGUGCAUCAUCAUUACACAUUAAAAUAUAAGUACAAUAAAAACAUCAUCAUCACAUUACACAAGCCAAGUUGUCAAUGCAUUGCUGCCAAAGUAUUUAACAUCCAACAUUUGUUAAUAAAUUCAACCUCCCCCCCCCAAUCCAUUCAUAUCAGAUUAAAUAGUAUUGUGUUGCCCUUUCAUGAUUCUCAAAAUCACCUCCCUGCCUUGCUUAUCUACUGACAGGCCAGAUCCUUUUUUACAGCAUAUUAACUGUGCCAUUAGUGUUAAUGUAAGGCGCUCCCUGCUCUCCGAUGGAUGUCUUCUAAGUCCAUUUUUGCUUCUCUGUGUGUGGUUUCGAGGCUAAGGACUUUGAGCCUUCUUUCGUCACUUCAAAUAUGUUGCUUGUGGAUACUUGCUAAGUUGUGUUGCAACUGUCCAAUCUCUCAGCCCUGUUAUUUGCAGUAAGGACCAUAAUGUAGACAAAAUACAGAUAAGAUGAGAAAAGAGAAUGGGAGGGAUCCUUACAUGCAGCUACAGAUGUACUGCUGCAACCUUGUGAGAUUCAGCUGGACUUAAGGAGAAAAGAUUGUUCUGUGAGCUGGAAUUACCCUUUGUUCCCCUUGUGCCCUGCAUUACUACUUUGUGGGAUUGACUCUCAUCUAAGUUUCCUUUUUCUUUGUGAGUAAAAAAAACCCCAAGGCUCACACCCAGAGUUUCACAUGGUUUCCGGUACCGCUGACUUUAGAGUCAAUACAGGAAGAGUGUGGAGAAAGCAACUGCACACUCUUGUGUUCUUGCAAAACAGUUUGAAAGAAAAUUAACUGAAUUACACUCCGAAGAAGUGAAAAACAUGGCUGAUCAUGUGGAGGAAUGUGUGAGAGACCCUGAGAGUGACAUGGGUGUGGAGGAAGGUGAUCUGGCUGAAACAGAAAGGCUGACAGCACAAUGGAGCGUGGAAGAUGAAGAGGAAGCAGCAAGGGAACGCAGACGAAGGGAACGUGAGAGACAACUUAGAACUCAGGCAGAAGAAGGCCUUGUCAGCACCAGCACAUCUUCAGAAAGUGGACUGCCCCCCCAAGAAAGCCAGAUUGAUGGAAAGCCAGCUGGGGGUUCAGAGCUGGAGGAAGAUGAAGGCUUUAGUGACUGGUCCCUGAAACUUGAGCAACGCAAGCAGAGAUGGGCAGAGAUGGGAGAAGCAGCACCAAAUGGAUAUCGCACAUGCUAUAGUGAAUGUAGUAGAGAAGCUCAGCAGGUGGCUCCUACGACAUGGGAAGGAAGGUCACCAAAGCAUUCCUGUGAAGAAGAUGGCAAUCUGAUGGAAGCAGAAGCCAAACUAGAGCAGGUGCAGCUAGGUCAGGACUCCCCCACCUUCAUCCGAUUUACACCUGGGCCUUCCAGCUUUCUCAAGUUUGUUUCAACUUCAGUAUCCCAAGAGCAGCCUGAAGCAGAGCUGGAGGGGCAGCAGAAGAUUAUCGAAACAGCCUGUGUUGGAGAGGAGAACCAAGAUAUUGCAGAAGUGUUUCCAGAUGCCCAAGAAGAAAUUAAACAUGAGGAAGAGGAAGUGAAGCAGGAGGAAAAGAAAAGAAGAUGGAACGAGGAGGAAGAGGCAUCAGAAAAGCGCCAAAGAGCUCCAAGCACGUCUAGCAAUGAAGAAGAGGGUGAACUCCCGCUAAGUCCUACUUUAAAGAUUACUGACAGAACUGAAUGUUUAAAUCGCUCCAUACAGAAAAGUAACAGCGUGAAGAAGACACAACCACCUCUCCCUGUUGCAAAAAUUGAUGACAAACUUGAACAGUACACACAUGCCAUUGAGACUUCCAGCAAGUCACCCAAACCAGUGCGCCAGCUUUCUAUUGACCUUCCUGCCAACAGUGCUGCAGUGACCAGCACAAAAAGUCUCUGGGAGACUGGUGAAGUGGUUCAGUCCCCUGUGAAGACAACACCCUGUAAGGACAUUGUGGCUGGAGACAUUGUGAGUAAGAGAAGCAUUUGGGAGCAGAAAGAAAGCCCAAAUCCAGAUGGAAAUGCAAAGGUGAAGCUUCCUGGCAAGAAGUACAGGUAUGUGGCAAUUGGCCAUGGCAAAUACAAAAAGGUGUCAAUCGAAGAUGAGACAUCUGCAGAAAAAUAGCCUGCCUAGGCUGGAAACAAAUAGGCAAGUACAUUCGGCUUGGUCCUUGCUUGAAUGCUGGAGGCAAUACUUCUGUGCAACGCUGAUGUUUCCUCUGCUGAAAGAGAAGCAUAUUCCCUUCCUGCUCAGUUUGGCAACCUGCCCUAAACCCUGCUAGUGAUUAUUGUUUUUCACAGAUGGACACAUCUCUCCAAGUCAUUUUAAUUUGGACUUGGAUAUAGCAUUGACUCUAUUGGCAAUAACAAUUUUAGAUUAAGUUUUCUUUCCACUGAGGAAUUAACAUGUGUAAUACUCUGAGUCCUUCUAAUUUUCUGAAUUUAGCAUCUAAGUUUGCCUAGGAGAAUUAGGCAAACCUUUCUCUUUACUGUCUCAAUAACCAUUGAAGAACCUUCAUUAUUGGUUUGUUUUUUGAGUUGUAAGUAAGAAAUUCAUACAAAUGUGAAAAUAAAGAUUAUGUCAAGAGGUGUAGAAAGGACAAAAAAUAGUAGUCUAUAUAGCUCAGGGAUGGAAAUCUUUGGCCUUCCAGAUGGUUUGAAUAUCAUAGGCCAGCAUAGCUAGUGGUCAAGGUUUAUGAGAGUUGUAGUCUAAAACAUCUGGAGAAUCAAAUGUUCUUUGACCUUGCUUUAGCUAAUUCUAGGUACUUAUAUACUGUUUUAAGCUGUGAUCACAUAAGUCUUCAAAACUGCAAUGCAUUCUGCAGCUCCUGACCAUAAUUUGGUGUUCUGAUGGGGCAACACUUCUGAAGUUCUCAAUAUGCAAUAAAGGAGGUGGAGGGAGACAAACAACUAAGUGUCAAGAGAGUCUCCUCUCACUUUAGUAUUUUCCACUUAAAAGCUUCCCCUGUUUUUCUCAAAGUCAUCCAGAAAGGCUAGGUAAUGCCUCUACCUUGUGGUCGAUAGAGGAACUUUUAUCAUACAUUAUAUGAUGAGUUAUAUGUCCUACUAUUUCAGGGUAAUCAUCACAAGGCAUUCCAGGAAAUCAUUUCCUCCAAAAGUGCUUAUCUGACCUAAAA
Anolis sagrei ordinatus is the source of this 3263-nucleotide messenger RNA. RefSeq names its product lymphocyte specific protein 1 (gene LSP1). The record is from RefSeq and is a predicted model, not a curated record. Gene Ontology annotation, biological process: muscle contraction. NCBI's taxonomy places the organism in Eukaryota, Metazoa, Chordata, Lepidosauria, Squamata, Anolidae. Gene Ontology annotation, molecular function: calmodulin binding; actin binding; myosin binding.